GGACUUCGUGUUGGAGUACAGGGGUAAACUCCUCACACAGGAGGAAUGCAAGUCAAGAAAAUACUCAGAGAUUGAAAGCACAUUUCUCUUUGACUUUCAGUGGCAGAAUCAUCACUUAUGCCUGGAUGCAUCUGAAGAAGAUUUAUCUCUCGGAAGAUUGGUCAAUGACAACCACCAAAAUCCAAAUUGCGUUAUGAAAAAAAUCAUAGUUGACAACAAACCACAUUUGUGCCUUUUUUCUCUGAAGAAAAUAGAAAUAGGAGAUGAAAUUGAUUACAACUAUGGUGAUUCAAAAUGGCCUUGGCGCUGUAAGGUGAGUUGGUUAGAUUAAGUAUAGAGAUUUCUUUUUUUAAAUUUUUUUGUUGCAAAAGAAAAUUUUGUAUUUCUCCAAAAUUAACCAUGUUUCCAAUAUUACUCUUGACUGUCUAUGGAAAUGCAUUUAAUCUUUGAUCUGUGAUGUGUGUUAAAAUGAGUUCUUCUUUAUCUGCAAUCCAGUUGAAAAAAAACCAAGCUCCAGCCGCAGCAGAAGAGAAUGAGACCAGCCCUGUUCCUCAGAUGCUGAAUGAUAGACCUAACCCAGAUCAGACCUGCACACAGGUGAAAGGCCUUCAGACUCCUGCUGCAGCAGAAGAGAAUGAGACCAGCCCUGUUCCUCAGAUGCUUAAUGAUAGACCUAACCCAGAUCAGACCUGCACACAGGUGAAAGGCCUUCAGACUCCUGCUGCAGCAGAAGAGAAUGAGACCAGCCCUGUUCCUCAGAUGCUUAAUGAUAGACCUAACCCAGAUCAGACCUGCACACAGGUAAAAUCUGACCCAUGUGGGGCCCUUCCGUCCAGUUCUUACGGUGAAAGGCCUUCAGACUCCUGCUGCAGCAGAGAGAAUGAGACCAGCCCUGUUCCUCAGAUGCUUAAUGAUAGACCUAACCCAGAUCAGACCUGCACACAGGUGAAAGGCCUUCAGACUCCUGCUGCAGCAGAAGAGAAUGAGACCAGCCCUGUUCCUCAGAUGCUUAAUGAUAGACCUAACCCAGAUCAGACCUGCACACAGGUGAAAGGCCUUCAGACUCCUGCUGCAGCAGAAGAGAAUGAGACCAGCCCUGUUCCUCAGAUGCUUAAUGAUAGACCUAACCCAGAUCAGACCUGCACACAGGUAUUUACUGUCCAAGGAUUUUCACUGGUUGAUUAUCCAGAUAGUGAUGAAACUGAUGAGGAUGGUAUGGAAAACGAACCUCACCCCACACCUGGAUGUUAUUAUAGGGCAGAAUGA
Micropterus salmoides (largemouth bass) is the source of this 1266-nucleotide messenger RNA. RefSeq lists its product as uncharacterized. NCBI's taxonomy places the organism in Eukaryota, Metazoa, Chordata, Actinopteri, Centrarchiformes, Centrarchidae. Bases 457 to 1266 code for a protein of 269 amino acids. The record is from RefSeq and is a predicted model, not a curated record. The transcript has 9 exons.